AUGGAUGACUCCACUGAGUCGCACCCACUUCCUCUAGAAUUCCUCCUGGACGACCAACUUAUCAUGGCCAAAAAAGCCGAGCUACUGGAUCCGAAGUCAGGGCGGGCGGUAUAUCGCUUGGAACUUACAAAUGCACCCUCCCUACCUCCUACAGUGAUUCUCAAGAAGCAGAAACCCGGGUGGGAAGAUGAGUUCAAUAACGAAAUCAAAGCCUACAACCUCUUAUCUCGUCUGCAAGGGACGGUCAUUCCGAUACUCUACGGCGAAGCCAUGUACGACGGAUCCCCCGCCCUUGUUUUAUCUGUGAUCUCAGGGACCACUUUGCUUGAGCUCGCCCAUGGAAAUUUUCCCGAAAGCGAAGAGGCGGCCCUGGAAGUAAAGAUUGUCGCAGCGCUGCAGGCUUUGGUGAAGUACGGGGCCCAGUAUAUGGACGAGAGAUUGGAUAACUUUCUGUUGGACGACGAAGAUGGACAGGUGAAGAUUGUGGACCUUGAGCAUGCGAAACUUUCCUCCUCAAAAGUCUGGCCGGAAAGCUUCAAUUACGAUACCACUAGGUAUCUCAUGUAUAAUAAGUUCACAAUAGCUCGCGAUCCGGAUUCUCUUCCAUAUGUGGAUCCUCGGGCCUACCAUCUUAUGGAGCAUCAUUAUAGUCCUCCUCCUAUCGAGAUUGGCAGUGAUGAAUAUCGUGGAGAGAGUGAUUCUGAAGGCAGCAUUGGAAAAUAG
Penicillium brevicompactum is the source of this 723-nucleotide messenger RNA. RefSeq lists its product as uncharacterized. The transcript is spliced from 2 exons. Gene Ontology annotation, biological process: protein phosphorylation. Lineage: Eukaryota; Fungi; Ascomycota; Eurotiomycetes; Eurotiales; Aspergillaceae. The record is from RefSeq and is a predicted model, not a curated record. The coding region runs from base 1 to 723 and encodes 240 amino acids. Gene Ontology annotation, molecular function: ATP binding; protein kinase activity.